AGCAGGCACAAUAUCGUUGAAUGUGCAAAAGUAAUCAUCUGUCGGCAGUAAACGAAAGUGAAUGAAACAAAGGAACUAAUUUUUGUGCUAUCCAAAAUAAAAAAAAAUAUUAUAAAAACAAAAAUUUGCCUUAAAGGCUGACAGAAUAGAAAAAAUUCACAAAAAUGAAGGCGGUUCUCGGUCUGGAUAAUGUUGCCUAUGCAAUCCUUGUGUUUGUUGUGCUGGCAAAAUUCAGUGAGGCAGGCCGUUUGAAAGUAAAAGAAUUGGACCAUGACAAGAAUCGUCGCGGAGCCAACAUGGGACUUUAUGCUUUCCCGCGCGUAGGUCGCAGUGAUCCCAGUCUGGCCAAUGGUGUUCAUGAUGCCGGCGAAUCGUCGGCAUUUGAGAGCACUUAUGGCGAUAGCUCCCAGGAGGAUUACGAGGAUUAUCAAAAACGGGCCUCUUUGGUGCCAUUUCCCCGUGUGGGUCGUCAGGAUCCCGAAUUGCGUAAAUUGGCUCGUUUAGUGGCCCGGCAACAGGCGUACGAUAAGCGUACAGGACCAAAUGCCUCGUCAGGAUUAUGGUUUGGCCCACGCCUGGGUAAACGUAGCGUCGAUGCCAAGGAUUAUCCAGUUGCUGCUGACAAGGGACAGAAGGAGUUCAAUUAAAUAUACCAAAGGAUAAAUGAUUUUUGAAUAUGAAUCCGCAUGAUAAUGACACGAGCAAUUAUUUCAAUUUUUGGGCCUCAAUUUUUUGUAAAAUUAUUUAAUAGGAUCAGCUUCUUAUGGAACAUUUUAAUGGGUAUAUAACAAAUAUGUUUGUCAGUUAGUUAAAUGUAAUAGAAUAAACAAAACAAAAAAAAAAAAACCAUAAACCAACAAAAAACAUGACCGAGAACAACAAUAAAACGCAAAUUGGGCUGGUGGGGAUUUUCAUUGGACUAUGAUGAGAUUAAAACAAAAACUUAUCUGCUUCAGUGAAAGUCUUUAAAUUAACAAGAAACUCUUAAUGAAUGCAUGUAAAUAAAUAUAAAUAUUAUGGAAAAUAAAAUCGGAAAAUUAUGUUC
Molecule: messenger RNA, 1045 nt
Organism: Drosophila willistoni
Lineage: Eukaryota; Metazoa; Arthropoda; Insecta; Diptera; Drosophilidae
Gene: Capa
Product: cardio acceleratory peptide 2b
Exons: 4
Coding region: 165-647 (160 amino acids)
Source: RefSeq, a predicted model, not a curated record